Molecule: messenger RNA, 3907 nt
Organism: Schistosoma curassoni
Lineage: Eukaryota; Metazoa; Platyhelminthes; Trematoda; Strigeidida; Schistosomatidae
Source: the annotation of a GenBank genome assembly
AAAUUCAAGAUAGCGGAUCUUGGAUUUUGGAGCGAAAUUCAUUUACUCAUUUGGCCAAAUACUAUUAUAGCUGAUGUCGGUCCGUGAUAAAAGCAUCAAAUCGAAUUCCUAACCCUGACAUCCAACUUUAAAUCCUACUCUUAAUUCCUCACACAAAUAUACAACCCUCAUUUAACCCUGGUCGUCCAUAAAUUAUAGUCCCACCACAUUUUCUUCUGUAGGUACUACAACCAUGGAUCGCGAUUAUGCUCCACUUUCGUCCAGCUGUAUAAAGAACCUUGUGGAUAAGCUUUUUGAUAAACGCAAAUUAGCAUCUCAAGAAAUCGAAAGAGUUGUCAAGGAUUAUAUUAGUCAGGAUAAGCUUUCAGAUAUUUCUCGAAUCAUUGGAUACUUCAGCCAGGACUUUAUUCAGUCUGCCAACCCUCAUACUCGAAAAGGUGGUUUAUUUGGUCUAGCUUCUGUAGCAAUCGGAUUAAAUGAGGACGCACGUUUUUUUCAUGGACCAAUAAUUUUACCUAUAAUUCGCACAUUCCAUGAUAACGACCCACGCGUGCGACAUUAUGCAUGUGAAGCCCUUUUCAAUGUGAUGAAAAUAACUAGGAAAGAGACGUUAAAUUAUUUGAGCGAUGUGCUUGAUGCCAUUAGUCGAGGUGUAUCGGACUCUGACUCCUCUGUUCGUCCCUCAGCCUUACAAUGUGAUAGACUUUUAAAGGAAAUUAUCAUGGAGACUGAAGUUUGUGACUUAACAGAUAUUGUCUUAUUACUGAAAGAACGUAUUUACACGAACAAUCCGUAUACUCGUCAGUUUAUUGUUUCUUGGAUCACUACCUUAUAUGCUAUACCUGGACUAAAAAUUUCUGUUUACUUGCCGCAAUUAUUGGAUGGGCUUUUCCGUAUACUUGGCGAUCCGAAUCCGGAUUUACGAAGACAAUGUGAAAUGCUUUUAACAGAUUUACUUAAAGAGAUUGAAGCUAAUCCAAAUGAAAUUGCAUUAGAUACAAUGAUCAACAGUUUAAUUGUGCACUGUCGACUUUCAGCAACAGCUUGUGCUUUGGCCGAUAUUGCUUUGAAGCCAUCAUCUCCACGUAACUCUCAGUUUUCUAAUCUCCUCAAUUCAUCAAUCGUUGUUGAUACGUCGGCUCAAAGUAUUAGUCUCACACAAACUGCUCAAAACGCUUCUGAUUCGUGGUCCUUAAAAAGCGGAAAUAUAUGUAACGCACCAGAACAAUCAAAACAACGAGCGGCACUAAAGUGGAUAAAAACAUUUGUUGAAAUAGAUCCGCAUCAUAUGCUUCCAUAUGCUUCAGGAAUUAUUGGUGCUGUUCUUCCCUGCUUUAUGCUCUGUGGACCAUCUGAUGCUUUACAAGAAAGGAAAGUUGCUCUCGAGACAGCUGUGUGCAUAAACGAAACGCUUUUGAAGGCUGUUAGAUUAUUCAAUUCAUGUACUAUGAAUAAUUUGGAUUCAUGCGAAUCAAUAGCUCACAGUGCAACGGAUUCGCACCGAGUCUCACUGAAUUCAGGAAACCAAAGUGAAUCGUUAGUCAAGUUUUCACAGGCUGAAAAUUCAACUAAACAGUUUACAGACUCAUCUCUCAACACCACAACUGAUACACUAUCCGGUGGACAAAACAAUUCACAAAUUUUGUGCACAGAUGCAAUCUUAGAAGCUACUUUUCAACUUCUUAAUAAUUCAAGUUUAUUUACUCGCUUGGCAGCACUACGCUGGAUUACUGUACUUGCAGAAGUUUGUUCAUCUGAUGUUUUUUCUCAUGUUGAUCGUCUUUUACCAGAAAUGCUCAAACUAGUUUCUGAUCCUGCUGAUGAAAUGGUGCAUUCUACUAUUUCAUUGAUUGGAAAACUCAGUCAUCAUACUACUGUUGUUGGUAAUAAUUAUCACAACAAAGAAUCUGUUAUUUUACCUCAAGAACUAGUUAAGUUGCUUCAUGAUCCGGCUAUAGUGAAUGGACAGAAUAAUAGUCAGAUUUCUGAUUGUUCAAUGGAGACUUCAUCUCAAGAAUCAUUACCGUCAUCUUCUGCUCCAAAUACAUUUUGUUUACGAUUUCUUUUGGACUUAGUCGAAUUGUUUAACAAAGAUUCAGAAUUAUUACGGAAACGUGGAGAUAUGAUUAUUACCGAUCUCUGCCAAGUUCUUGGUGCUGAUACGGUUUACUGCACCGUUUCAACAAUUAUUUCUUAUAUUAAACCAUUGGAAUCAGCAUUUGUACUGGUACAAGCGUUGAAUCGGAUUCUUUUAACUCAACCAGUGUUACAUAAUUUCCGUAAACAAUUACGUUGUAUUAAUACGAAGGCCCAAUGUCAGUUGUUUGAAAAACUGUAUCGUGCUUGGUGUUAUAAUCCUGUUUCUCUGUUAGCACUAUGUAUGCUGACUGAAAAUUAUAAACAUUGUAGUCGUUUAGUGAAAUCAUUCGGAGAUAUUGUUAUUACUGUUGAAACUCUCUGUGAUAUGGAUCAGCUAAUUCAAAUGAUAGAAUCACCAAUAUUCUCCAGUCUUCGGAUGCAUAUGCUUGAUAAACGAUUCAGUGCUGAUCUUCGCGAAACUUUAUAUUGCCUACUUAUGUGUCUUCCACAAACAGAUGCCUUUCAGACACUUUGGCGACGCUUACAAUGCUUACCACCUGUGGAAUAUAUUUCAGAUAAUCCAGUUAGUCGGAUUUCAAAAGGUCCCCAGUCUACACAGAAUAUAAUUAGUGUGUACAUCAACUUUAAUGAGUUAUUUGAUUACUUUCAUUCAAUUCAGAAGCAAUCUGAUGAAUAUCGUUUAAUGAAAAUGAUAAAUCACAAUAGGAAUGGAGCACAACCACAAAAUCAAAAUAGUUAUACAAUAUCCAAUGAAAAUCGUUCAAAUAGAGGUAGUCUUGGAAACGUUUUUAAUAAACUGGCUGUCUCCGAUGAAAAGCCAUCUGAUAAUAUAUAUCCAACUGAUAUUCAGAGGAAAAUUGAUUCUAAAACCACAGUUUGUUCAGCUAAUGAUUAUCUUACUGCGAUGUUUAUUGAUCUACGUUACCAUACCUCAUCUCAGCACAGCAAGAAGAGAGAAAUGGGGCUAAUACCCAUAACAGUCAUCACAAUGAAAAGUAUAAUUAAAACAAACAAAUAAAAUUGAUUAAUGCGAAUUACAGAGUGAAUACUACCAUAGUUUUUUAUUCUCGCUAAUAAUAUUGCUCUCACACUCUAGCAGACGGGUCGGAUAUUUCUUCAAAAAUGUUCUGUUAAAUUUGUCGAUAUGAUUCACAGUGUAGUGAGAUAUUUAUUUUUAAUUUGAGAAGACACAGUAAUAAAGCUGAUUUUUCAUCUGUACUAUCAUUGAUGUAUACCUAGAUGCUUCAUAUUGAGUUUUAUCUAAUAUUAUUCUAAUAUUUUUUUUCGAAAUCUUUUUUUAGAGUUUUGCCAAUCUAGGAAUAAACAUUGACUACGGUGCCCCAUUGAAUAUCGUUGAUUAGUUGGGUUUUUGUCGGAAUCGUUUGCAUGUUGAAUAUGAUGCUUUUUAUUGAUUUUUGGAUUUUUAUCUUUACAUACAAAUGACUCCAUGUGAUCACUUCUAUUUACAUGUACUAUGUUAAAUUGUGAUUUUUUAAUACUUCUGAAACUGCAUAUAACUAGUGAUUGAAAAUAUGAUACAUUUAAGGUCACUUCAUUUAUUUUAACUUUUUCGUAAUUCUUAAAUAUGAUUUUUCUUAAUUACCAGUCUUUUGUUCUUUUGUCAACUGUGAUCAAUAAGACGAUUGAACUUUCUUGUUGGUGUCCUUUUACAACGGAUAAUUUCCAUGUAUAUUCGGUACUUUAUACAAUUUAUUUGUAUGGAUGUACGCAGUUGGUGUUGGUCACGUGUGAUGAGGUAGCUUGUAAUUGUUGCUCAACUUCAAAUAGACUAAACAUCUAACCAGUG